Messenger RNA from Cladophialophora psammophila CBS 110553, 948 nucleotides. RefSeq lists its product as uncharacterized. NCBI's taxonomy places the organism in Eukaryota, Fungi, Ascomycota, Eurotiomycetes, Chaetothyriales, Herpotrichiellaceae. The transcript has a single exon. Gene Ontology annotation, molecular function: protein-malonyllysine demalonylase activity; NAD+ binding; protein-succinyllysine desuccinylase activity. Bases 1 to 948 code for a protein of 315 amino acids. The record is from RefSeq and is a predicted model, not a curated record.
AUGCCUCUAACCGACGUAGCUUCCUUUGUGCAACACCUCCAGUCGUCCAGACGCAUUGUUGCCUUGUUGGGGGCUGGCCUGUCUGCCUCCAGUGGUUUGCCUACAUUCCGUGGCGCUGGAGGUCUAUGGCGCACCUACGAUGCCACCAUGCUGGCCACCCCCGAGGCCUUUGAAGAAGAUCCUGGUCUAUCCUGGCAAUUCUAUUCUUACCGCCGGCACAUGGCUCUCAAUGCCAAACCAAACCGAGCCCACCUUGCCCUGGCAGAGUUAGCCCGUCGCAAUCCCAAUUUCAUCACCCUCAGCCAGAACGUCGACGGUCUCAGCCCCCGCGCCGGUCACCCUGCUGCCCAACUCAAACUACUCCACGGUAAUCUGUUUGAUGUCAAGUGCUGGGACGAAGACGGCUGUGGUUAUCUUCGCAAAAAUGAUUUCACCGACCCCAUCGUCCCAGCUCUGGCCAUUCCUCCGGAAGCUGUUGACUCGCAGCUCAAGGCCGCCAUCGAGCAGAAGAAGAAACACGCGUUGAUUCGAGGAGCUGACAUCUCAGAUAUCGAUGUGGAGAUCCCCGACCUCAAACGCGAAGAUCUUCCGCAAUGUCCGUCCUGCAAGAAGAAUCUGCUUCGUCCGGGAGUGGUGUGGUUCGGCGAGUCCCUGCCCCGAGACGUGAUAAGCGACGUGAACGAAUACUUCGAGCGGCCUGAGAAGAUCGACCUCAUGCUGGUGAUUGGUACAAGCGCCCAAGUAUACCCAGCUGCCGGUUACACGAACCUGGCCAGGGCAAAGGGUGCUCGAGUUGCAGUCAUCAACAUGGACCGCAGCGAUGCAAGAGAGCUCACAAAGGACGAUUGGUUCUUUGAGGGAGAUGCAGCUAUCGUUGUGCCCGAGAUUCUAAAGAGCGUAGUUGGGGAGAUAGGGGAGUUCGAGGAAACGAAUCGACCAGUACUAUGA